AUGGAAAACCAACGAAACGCAGGUCCGGUUCAGGCUGAUAGAAGUGAAAGUAGAGUGGAGGAUUUACAUUUGGACAGAAUUGUUGCGUCGCAGCCCGAAAUAGGGCCUACACCACCUGAUGGCGGCUACGGCUGGCUAAUAGUUGUAUCAGCAGUGAUCUACCACAUCACCGUACCAGCCCUUACGUCCUUGUACGGUAUUAUGAUCCUGAAGGCGAUCAGAGAAGAAGAUCAUGAGCGUGAAGAAGUAAUGAAAAUAUGGGACAUGGAUAUUGCCUUGGUGCCUGUUAUAGCUGUGGUGAUCAGGCUCCUGUUAGAGUCCUGGUGUCGGGCUUUAGUGAAGAUCUUUAACAUGCCGAGAUUCAUGGCCCUUUCUGGCUUAUGUUUUAUAGUAUCAGGAGUUCUCCUCUCUAGUUACUCCACUGAUGCUGAGAGCAAUGAUCACAUUAUAAGCAUAUUUUCUGGGAUAUUUAUAGGUGCUGGCUGUGCAAUGACAGGUCAACAAACCGAAGUAAUAAUAACACACUACUUCAGAGACAGGCUAACCAUGGCACAACGAAUCGUGAGAAUGGCGCCAUCAGUAGGCAACUGCCUUGUGCCCAUUCUUGUCGGCUACCUCUGCUCACACUACACAGGAGACGUAGUAGUCAUGAUAUAUGGAGCCAUUGUUGUGCAGAACUGCAUAUUCCUUGCCUCAUACUCCCGACCAAUUUACAUAGAAAAAAUUAUAAGGCACACCUACAAUACGUUAAGAGACGCUGUUGAGGACGAAGAUGAAGUCAUAUUUUCUAAUCAAAAUUCAAUACAAAACCCAGUUUCAAAUGGACCUUCUCAAAGUGUACCUCCACGCGAUGAUGAUACCACAGAUGUAGUAGUGUUUAAGUCUAAAAUGAACGCUGAAGAAAUUAUGGAUCCCGCUGUUCAGUAUAGAGAAAGCAGAAGUAUUUCCAACGAUGCAAGAUUUUCCACAGACUUUAGCACUUUAUCUGAUGUUACUCAUAAUCGUUUUUCCUCCGACUUCGGUUCUCUUGAUAUUACUCAUUACAGUAGAGUUGGCUACCGAGAGCUGGAGAAUAUUGACAGACAGCAGCCUCAGCCUUUAUACAGAGAAACUACAAUGAAUGCUCCUCACGGCAGCGUGGUUUUUGCAGCUGAGGUUUCUCCAGGGACUGCUCGGAGAACAGCUUCAAUUAAAAAGAAUCUCAUCACGAUCACCAGUAUGCUGCGGGAUUUGAAUUUCUAUUUGUAUGCCUUGUUACAUCUCUGUACCACCUUCUCCAUAUUAGUUUUGGGCGUCGUGUUUCCGCCUUUAAUUUGGGAGCAGAAUCAAUCGAUGAAUAUUUGGUCGGUGUCAACCCUGAUAGCAGUUUCUCAUGGGUCAGCAUUAUGCUUCAUCGUACUCUGUGUUGUGCUGCCCAAUUCUAUCAAUGAGAAGGCAAGACUGUGUGCAGCAUUUUGCGUCGCUGGUGCCACAGGAUUUUAUGGCAUCACUCUAUCCACGAGCAAAUCUCUAUUGGUAGUAUGGUGUAUGCUAGCCAGCUUCUCAACAGCCGCCUCCAAUAUACUUCAGCAGCCUCUUUACAACAGUACCCUCAACGACUUUGACACCACGGCAACCAUGACAGCUUCUAACGCCAUAGUCGCCAUUUUUAUUAUGAUAUGGUCAUUGGUGUACAAUUAUGAAUAUAAAAUAUGUUUUUUGACCGCAAGUGUGCUGCAAACGGAAACGGCAUACGAGGCAAAAGUGUAA
Messenger RNA from Arctia plantaginis, 1749 nucleotides. Lineage: Eukaryota; Metazoa; Arthropoda; Insecta; Lepidoptera; Erebidae. The record is from the annotation of a GenBank genome assembly.